GGGACGGUCAUUCAGCGCGAGUGUCUAUAGUAGUAAUGCCACUCCACAGAUGUUGGGGCUGCCUGCUCGCUUCUUGUCACUGCUGAGAGCGAUCGGGCGAGCGCUGUGCAUGCUGAAUCCUGACACUUCUCCAAAAAACUAAGACGCUUUCAUUUGUCCCCACUAACAGCCGAGGAUUUGCACGGUCGAUCGGUGGGAUUUUAUGAAACUGGACGUGUGAUUUUUCUUCCUCUUCUUUCGGAUUAGUGUUCCUUACUUAGGAAAUGGCAAAGUGUGUACCUGGGAGAAGAUCGGGAGUGGGGAAAUGAGAUUGGAAACCGCAGUUGAAUGACACGGGGAUGCGAGCGACCUGAAGAGCUUUAAGACGCAUUUCUGCAACGUCGAGGCAUUUCGCUUGUUGCUUUUGCUCCAGACGAACGGGAUUAAUCCUUGAGGAGAGUCGCUUUCUCGUUUUCUUUUAUUUUCCUUUCGACACAAGGAUGUCUUGUGGAUUCCUGAUUGUCAUUUUGUUGAAAACAUUCAUUGCUCUAGUUCUUGGCGAUACAUGCGGGGGAAACAUCCAAAUAACCAAUGCAAGUUAUCUUACUUCACCUGGCUACCCGACCUCAUAUGGACCAUCUCAGAAAUGCGAAUGGGUGAUCCAAGCUCCAGAGCCGUACCAGAAGAUCUUAAUCAAUUUUAACCCUCAUUUUGAUCUCGAAGAUAGAGAUUGCAAGUAUGACUACGUGGAGGUGCGGGACGGCCUGGACGAGAACGCCAAGACGGGCAAGUUCUGCGGCAAGAUCGCUCCCACCCCCAUGAUCUCGUCCGGGAACCAGCUCAUCAUCAAGUUCGUGUCCGACUACGAGACGCACGGGGCUGGAUUCUCCAUCCGCUACGAAGUCUACAAAACGGGACCAGAAUGUUCCAGGAACAUCACCUCCACCAAUGGAGUCAUCACGUCCCCUGGGUUCCCCGAGAAGUAUCCCCACAACCUGGACUGCACCUUCAUGGUCUUCGCCCCAGACAUGUCUGAGAUCACCCUGGACUUUGAGAAGUUCGACAUCGAGCUGGGGAAUGCACCGCACUGCCAGUACGACCGCCUGGAGAUCUGGGAUGGUUUCCCUCAAGUGGGCCAGCACAUCGGCCGCUACUGCGGACAGGACUCCCCGGGCCGGAUUGUGUCCUACACCGGUAUCCUCUCCAUGACGCUCAACACGGACAACGCCGUUGCCAAGGAGGGCUUCUCAGCCAACUUCAGCGUGAUCAAGAGAACGGUUCCUGAAGACUAUGUGUGCAAGGAGCCGCUGGGGAUGGAGUCGGGCGAGAUCACAGGCAGGCAGAUCAAAGCCUCCUCCCAGUACAACAGCAACUGGUCCGCUGGCCGCUCGCGCCUCAACUACCAUGAGAACGGCUGGACCCCGGCGCAAGACUCCAACAGGGAGUGGAUACAGGUUGACCUGGGGUUUCUUCGCCUGGUCACAGCUAUCGGUCUGCAAGGAGCCAUUUCCAAGGAGACCAAGCGAGAUUACUAUGUCAAGUCUUACAAACUGGACCUGAGUUCCAAUGGCGAGGACUGGGUCCCUCUGAGAGAGAACUCUAAGCCCAAGGUGUUCACUGGUAACUCCAACCCCACCGACGUGGUGAAGGCGACACUGCCCAAACCCACGCUCACCCGUUUCAUUCGCAUCCGGCCCGUCUCCUGGGAGCAGGGCGUCUCCAUACGCUUCGAGGUGUACGGCUGCAAACUCUCAGAAUACCCAUGCUUCAAUAUGCUCGGCAUGGUGUCCGGCGCCAUCUCUGAGUCCCAGAUCACGGUCUCCUCGCAAGUGGACCGCAGCUGGGUGCCUGAAAACGCCCGCCUGCUGACAGGCCGCUCGGGCUGGACCGUGCCGGAGACCCAGAACCUGAAGAAUGAGUGGCUACAGGUGGACCUGGGUCAGGAGCGACUGGUGAAUGGCCUCAUCAUCCAGGGGGGCAAGUUGCGUGAGCAUAGGGUCUUCAUGCGCAAGUUCCGCCUGGCCUACAGCAGCACCGGCUCCAACUGGACCCUGGUGUGGGAUAACGACACCAACAAGCCCAAGAUUUUCGAGGGGAACCAGAACUACGACACGCCGGAGUUGCGGAUGCUGGAUCCGCUGGUGACGCGCUUCCUGAGGGUGUACCCUGAGAGAGGCGGCAACAUCGGCUUGGGACUGAGGCUGGAGCUGCUUGGCUGCAACCUGCAAGAGCCCGCCAUUCCCUCGGUUGCCCCCAGCAUGCCACUCCCGGACGAGUGUGAUGUCGACUCGGGUAGCUGCCACAGCAGUACUGUAGACAGUGACGAGGGCCCAGGUGCCACGACCCCGGGGGGAGUCACUCAGGAGAUGUAUGCGGAGGCAGGUGAGCCAGGCCUUGCUCCCGCCCGGGGCAGAUGGCGAACGUCAGGCUCCGUCAGCCAAUGACAGCGGAGCCCCGCCGGGCGGAAAAUUGCGUUUUCAUUGCCAUAGAAAUAGCUCUGCAUGACUGAGAGCAGUGCCCCCUCCCCCUCCAAAACCGGGUGGCGUGCUGAUCAGCGUACGGAUUUGCUGGGAUGACAAAACCUCAGAGCUGCCCUCAAGCCUCGAGACCAGCUUAGCGAGAGUCUGCCUCUGCCUUAUUUUCUCCACCUCUACUGCCCCCCACCACCUCACAGCCAUCGCACAUUCGUUCCUCUAAAACUUUCAAUUAAUUCUCACAAAUGACUCCUUGUACAUUAUACCUAAAUGCUGAUUGUUCUUCAUCAGCUGUAUGGACCACAGCAGGUCUGCCUUGAAGACGUUACUGCCUUCCUUGAAAUAUCAAAGCCUCCCCCUCCUCGUGUUUCUCUUCCUCGUGUUUUUUUAAUAUGAUGCUUCCAGGAAUAUUCUCAUUGACUAGGGAAAGCUCUCUGCUGCCCUCUAGUGAUUAUCACUCUGCAGGCUCCUCCAGUCACAACCAUAUAAGGGCAACAUUGACUGCGAGAUGUAUUUUUAGCCUGUGUUUCCACAUUAAAAAAAACACACACAGAGGUGUGUUGACUGCUAGGGGGAUUUUGUGCUCACCUGUGUACUGCUGUUGAGCAUUGUCAAGAAAUGUGCCCACUUUUAUGCCAUGUAAUUGGAAUCCAUAUAAUUGCAAUUAAACUGGGAAUAGAUGUGUUUGUUAAACAACUGAAUGAGCGGUUAAAAUAAUGUUAAAUAGAGCAUUGUGACAAGUGAGUUGCUGAGCUAACCCAAGAGAAUGGCUCUAAAGCUAACCUAGAAGUAAUGCACUAAAGCUAAGCCAAACGCAGAGUACUAAAGCUAACUCAUAAGCAGAGCACUAAGCUAACUCAGAAAUAAAGCACUAAACUGAGAAACAACUGCUAAAGCCAACUGAGAUGCAGGGCACUAAAGCUAACCAAGAAGCAAGGUGCUCAAGCUAACUCAGAUGCCGGGCGCUAAAGCUAACCAAGGGGGAAGGUGCUCAAGCUAACUCAGAUGCCGGGCGCUAAAGCUAACCAAGGGGGAAGGUGCUAAAGCCAACUCAGAUGCAGGGCACUAAAGCUAACCAAGGGGGAAGGUGCUAAAGCCAACUCAGAUGCAGGGCACUAAAGCUAACCAAGAAGCAAGGUGCUCAAGCUAACUCAGAUGCCGGGCGCUAAAGCUAACCAAGGGGGUAGGUGCUCAAGCUAACUCAGAUGCCGGGCGCUAAAGCUAACCAAGGGGGUAGGUGCUCAAGCUAACUCAGAUGCCGGGCACUAAAGCUAACCAAGAAGCAAGGUGCUCAAGCUAACUCAGAUGCCGGGCACUAAAGCUAACCAAGAAGCAAGGUGCUCAAGCUAACUCAGAUGCCGGGCGCUAAAGCUAACCAAGGGGGUAGGUGCUCAAGCUAACUCAGAUGCCGGGCGCUAAAGCUAACCAAGGGGGUAGGUGCUCAAGCUAACUCAGAUGCCGGGCGCUAAAGCUAACCAAGGGGGAAGGUGCUAAAGUUAAGUCAGAUGCAGUGCGCUAAAGCUAACCAAGGUGCAAGGUGAUAACGCUAAGUCAGGUGCAGGGUGCUAAAGCUAACCAAGAAGCAAGAUGCUAAAGUUAUGGAGAAUCAGUGCAUUAAAGGUAACCCAAUGGCAGUGCGGCAAAAUUGACCCAUCUCA
This is a messenger RNA of Brienomyrus brachyistius, 4111 nucleotides long. RefSeq names its product neuropilin-1a-like. The transcript is spliced from 14 exons. Lineage: Eukaryota; Metazoa; Chordata; Actinopteri; Osteoglossiformes; Mormyridae. The coding region runs from base 480 to 2423 and encodes 647 amino acids. The record is from RefSeq and is a predicted model, not a curated record.